AAAACAAUGAAUAACAAAGAAGACUUGUUGAAAAAAUGUUUACCUUGUUCGGUAUCAUUAAUAAAAUUACGAACUUCUGAAAUAAAUAAGUGGAGAAAAAGAACAACUGAACGACAACAACCUGAACGAAAUUAUUCUUGUCGUGGUCGUAAAAGAUUUAAUUCAUCAUCAGAAUCAUAUCCAAAUGACUAUUGUCGGUUAUUGAGACCAAAGAGAAAAUUAAUUUCAAAUAAUUCUAUAGGUCAAGUAUUUGAUUCAUCAUUAUUAUCGCAUGUGUUGGAUGACUCAUCAAAUUCAAUCGAUUUUGAUAAUGGUAAUAUUAAUAAAAAAGACAAUUAUUUAAUUCAACAACAAACGGAAUUUAAAGAAAUUAACACUUGUCAAAAUUUUAAAUUGAUAAAUGAUGAUGAUGAUACUUUGUUACCCACAAUUACCUCAAAUUCAAUUGUUGUUGAAUCAUUAUCCGAUAUACAUGACAAUAAAGAUGAUAUUAAUAAAGAAGAUGUACCAGCAGGAUGGAAGUAUAAAAAAAAGGACCAAUUAAUUUCAGAAUCAACCAACAAUACAAUAAUGUAUAAUAAAAAUGAAAAUCCAGUUCCAAUAGAACAACAAUCUCCGACACUAGUCAAUCGUCAGUUGGAAAAUAUUGAUACAGAUAGCAAUAAAAAGUCUUCAAAUAAAUCUUGCCAUUUAAUUAAAGAAGUAAGAAUAAUUUCACCACGUUUAGAAGAAAUAGAUGAUCCACAUGUACGGCAAUGGCAGUUGAAAACGGCUUCUGCUGAUAUUGCCAAUAUUAAAGCUGCUGCUUCAACAACAACAACAACAACAACAACAACAACAACGAUUACUACUACUACUGUUAUUGUAUCAAGUAAUAAUACUACUACUAAAACUGGUAUGACCACCACUACCAGUAGCAAUGAAUCUCAAUUUCAAUUUGCAUCGACAUCACACAAUGAUGUUACAUCAAAAAAAAUAAUUGAUAAAUCUAGUAAGAAUAUAUCUAAAAAUGGUCAAAAAAUAAAACGUAAACUUGAACCAAAAUCUAAAACUUUAGAUUGUAAUGUUUGUUCAAUAAUAUUUGACAGUACAGAAGAAUUAGCAGAACACAUUUAUACACACACAGCUCGUGAGCUACAACAAAGAUUUGUGCUAGCUCAACAGGAAAAACAGCAACAGCAAAUUCAAGAAAUAUCUAAUAGUCAGGAGAGUAAAAAUUUAAAUAACAAUGAUAAUAAUGAAGACGAUGAUGAUGAUGAUGAUGAUGAUGAUGAUGAUGAUGUACAAUUAAUUGACGAAUCUUGUCAAAAAUUUGAUAACAACGUACAAUUACCGAUUUUAAAUCAAACAAAAAUAGUAACAGCAAUAUUACCAUCAUCAUCAUCAUCAUUACCAGUUAAUGUUCCUGAUAAAGAUACUGCUGUAACUACAACAAAAGUCACAUCAAUGAUUAUUGAUUCUUCAAUACCAAAAACUAGUUCAGCCACUAUUAAUUCAACAACAACAACAACAACAACAACAACAACUGGGUUGCCUGUAAGUAGUAUUCCAACAAUAAUUGAAAAAAAUUCCGAUUUAAAUUCUAAUAAAGGAAAUUCAUCAUCAAACACUACCGGUAAUAAAAUCCACAUGGAUAAUCAAAAAUCAUUUCCUGCCAUCAUGACAUGUCCUGUAUGUCUUAGUUAUCAGUGUCAAAAACAAGAAGAUCUUGUUGAACAUGUAUCAAGUGUUCACUGUACUAAUAAUACAAAUGAUAUAAACACUUUAUCAACACUUAGUUCAUCAUCGGCGUCUAAAAAUGUUGGAAAAAAUAAUACAACAAGUACAUUAAAAAGAAUCAUGUUACAACCAUCAUCAUCAUUAUCUUCAUCUUCUUCUUCUUCAUCAUCAUCAUCAUCAUCGUCGUCGUCGUCAUCGUCGUCAUCGUCAUCGUCAUCAUUAACGGUUGUUGCAAGUUCAAAUGAAAAACAAAAAAUUUUUAGUUGUAAAUUAUGCAAAUUUAAUACAUUGGAUAAAAAUAAAAUAAUUCAACAUGUUCUUCAACAUAAUAUAACUACAACUGCUGCUGUUGUAGUUACUGAAACUCAAGUUAAGCCUUUAGCUGGUGAAUCAUUAUCACAAUUGCCAUCAAAUCAAAUACAAUUUACGCCUGUCAAUAAAAAUAAUGUUAGCAAUAUUAUAAUAAACAACAACAGCAGUAGCAGCAGCAGCAGCAGCAGCGAAUCAAUAACUAAAAUAAAACCAAUAACAGCAACAAUUAAUCCACAUAAUUGUCCUGUUUGUAUGAGUUAUCAAUCAAAUUCAUUAGAUGAUUUAAAUCAACACAUGAGAAUGAAUCAUUAUUCUUGUUUACAGGGUAAUGGUUUAUUACUUUGUUUACAAUGUCCAUUUUUACAGGGUUUUCAGGGCCCAGAAGCGUUAAAGAAACAUAAAGAUACGUAUCAUUAUCAUUUUUGUGAAUUGUGUCAGAAAAAAUUUCAUUUAUACAAUAAUUAUAAAAAUCAUUCGUGUAUUCCACAUCUAAUAUGACAAACUACUAUACAUAUACCAUAGAAUUACUUAUGUAUUCAUUUAAAAGAGUCUUCGGUAUAGAUUGUACAUAUGUUAAACAAAUA
This is a messenger RNA of Cotesia glomerata, 2615 nucleotides long. RefSeq names its product general transcriptional corepressor trfA-like. Lineage: Eukaryota; Metazoa; Arthropoda; Insecta; Hymenoptera; Braconidae. The record is from RefSeq and is a predicted model, not a curated record. The transcript has 2 exons. The coding region runs from base 7 to 2529 and encodes 840 amino acids.